Molecule: messenger RNA, 1513 nt
Organism: Ceraceosorus guamensis
Lineage: Eukaryota; Fungi; Basidiomycota; Exobasidiomycetes; Ceraceosorales; Ceraceosoraceae
Exons: 3
Coding region: 27-1442 (471 amino acids)
Cellular component (GO): endoplasmic reticulum
Molecular function (GO): mannosyltransferase activity
Source: RefSeq, a predicted model, not a curated record
UGGGAGACAUUGGUCGCAGUCCGCGGAUGUGCAAUCAUGUGGAUAGUCUGGCAAACGAGGGCUGGAGAGUCGCCGUUGUCGGUUAUGCUGGCGUCGCUGUCCCUUCAAACCUGAGGAGAUCAUCCAUCAAGCAUCACCAUCUGGCAACUCCACCUGCUUACAUCGCGAGGCUACCGAGGCUACUGUUUGCGUUUGUUGCGCCUUUCAAGGUGCUAUGGCAGAGCGCUGUCCUUUUCCUCGAGCUUACAACCCAAGUGCAGCCACCUCCUGAGCUCUUGCUUGUCCAGACACCACCGGCAUUGCCAACGCUAUUCGUCGUCAGAGUCGCCUCGCUGCUACUGCAGUCAAGGGUGAUCAUCGAUUGGCACAAUCUCGGCUACACCAUUCUCGCCUUGCGCAUGGGCGCCAAGUCUCCCCUCGUCGCCCUUGCGCGUCACCUGGAGAGGCUUACGGGGAGGAAUGCGUACGCACACCUCUUUGUCACCCACGCCAUGCGCACACGGCUCGCGCAAGAGUGGGCAUUGAGGGGAAAGAAGCUGACCUUAUAUGACCGACCGCCGGCUCAUUUUCGAAAGAGGAACCCGGAAGAGACGCAUCGGCUUUGGACCACGCUCGCGCCUACGAUCAGCCCGUCCUGCAACGACUUCUGGCCUGCUCAUAGCUUGCCACGGACAACGCCUUUCACUUCCGAGAGCGGACCCUCAGCUGUGGAGAUCGCGAGGCAGGAGACAGCUGCCGCCGCGCUUGUGACUCAGCGCUCGCCUGAGGCGGCUUCUUCCCCAGAGUCGCUGCUCAGGGACGACAGGCCCGCUCUCGUCGUGAGCUCCACCUCCUGGACAGCCGAUGAGGACUUUUCCAUCUUGCUCAAGGCCGCUGGCAUCUAUGAGCGUCGGGCGCGACAACUGGUUGCGGUAGCAGAAGCUAACCAGACAUCUGCGUCCUCACCCACUUUGGAAGAGCCCAUCGCCAGCGGCGACGCUUUUGAUAGAGCUCGAAGGAGGCUCUCUUCUUCGAGCCAUCGUGCGACCGGCUCGGGCUCGGGCUCUGUCGAGUAUGCCAGCUCCGCCUCUGGCUCUAUGCGAGAGAAGAGCAGGAAGCGAGCUUCCGUCUCCGCUGAAGAAGCCUUUGGACCUACUCGUCUGCCUAAUGAGCCAGCUGAGAUGCUGCCCAAAGUAUUGAUCCUUGUCACGGGGAAGGGAGAGCUUCGCGCACACUACGAGCAAGAGAUUGCCAGGCUCGAAUCCGCUGAAGAAUGGAAGUGGGUGCGCAUCAGGACGGUGUGGUUGGAGGCUGCAGACUAUCCGGUCCUUCUGGGUGAGUCUGGCGGGCAAAGAGUGGGCGACGCAACCACAAACCGCGCUCAGAAGCGGCUAAUAGGCGCUCCCUUCGAACAGGUUCUGCGGACGUUGGGGUGUCUCUGCAUGCAUCUUCGUCUGGUCUAGAUCUCCCAAUGAAGGUUGUCGACAUGCUGGGCUGCGACUUGCCGGUCUGCGCGCUUGACUUUCCGUGCCUG